ACUGGAGCCAGACUAUGAAACAGUCCCUCACCAUAAUCGAGGAAACGUUUGUAUAUUUUUGAGGAGAUGGAUACUCUGGGUUAAUUACAAACAAUUAUAAAAUCUGGGACAAAAAGUCUGAAACCUCAAGUGUUAAUCUGUCCAAGAGCAUAGGUAAUAAAUAUGAAACUGUUCAGACACGCUACGACCCGCCUUGCGUAACCACAUUAAUUACUGUACUUACUAACUGCCCUGCACAGCGCCUAUUGUUCUAGUCAACAUCCUACUGGGUGCAUAAUUUCAUCACUAGUACCCGGGUGAGUUUGCACAACGCGGGUAGUGUUUCCAGCGGGCCACACCUCUCCUGCAGCUCUGGAUUGGUCCGGAUAGCUUCACUCCUCCACACAGUUCCGCGUUGCAGCGCAUUUAGGUCCUGCACAGCGUUUCCUCCAACUUCGCUCUAAGGCUGUUGGAGACAAACUACCGCCAUGUCCGAGCGAGGAGCUUUUGAUACCAACGUGGUCACCAUGACCCGGUUCGUUAUCGAGGAGGGCAGGAAGGCGAAGGGUACAGGAGAGCUGACGACGCUGCUGAACUCGCUGUGCACGGCGGUGAAGGCCAUCUCCAGCGCUGUGCGCAAAGCUGGGAUCGCCCACCUUUACGGCAUUGCUGGAAACACCAAUGUGACAGGUGACCAGGUGAAGAAGCUGGACAUCCUGUCCAACGAUCUGGUCAUCAACAUGAUCAAGUCAUCCUUUACCUCCUGUGUGCUGGUGUCUGAAGAGAAUGAGAAAGCCAUCAUUGUAGAGCCUGAAAAAAGGGGUAAAUACAUUGUGUGCUUUGAUCCUUUGGAUGGCUCCUCCAACAUCGACUGUCUUGUCUCCAUCGGUAGCAUCUUUGGCAUCUACAGAAAGGCCACAGACGGCGAGCCAUGUGAGAAGGACGCCCUGCAGCCCGGCAGGAACCUUGUGGCGGCUGGCUACGCCCUCUACGGCAGCGCCUCCAUGAUAGUGCUCUCCACGGGCCAGGGAGUCAACUGUUUCAUGCUUGACCCAGCAAUUGGUGAAUUUAUCCUGGUUAACAGGAAUGUGAAGAUCAAGAAGAGAGGCAAACUCUACAGCUUGAACGAAGGGUACUCGAAAUACUUUGACCCCGCAGUGACCGAAUACCUGCAGAACAAGAAGUUCCCUCAGGACGGCAGCGAGCCCUACAGCACCCGCUACAUUGGCUCUAUGGUGGCAGACGUCCACCGAACGCUGAUGUACGGAGGCAUCUUUUUAUACCCAGGAAAUGUCAAGAGUCCCAAGGGAAAGCUGCGGUUGCUGUAUGAAUGCAACCCCAUGGCCUUCAUCAUGGAGCAGGCAGGCGGCAUGGCAUCCACCGGCUUCGAGAACAUCCUGGACAUCCAGCCCGAGAGCAUCCAUCAGCGGGUCCCUGUGGCUAUGGGCUCCCUCGAGGAUGUGCAGGAGUACAUCGCCCUCUGCCAUAAACACGCCAAGAAGUGAAGCCAUGCCCACUCACUUGCACAAUCCAGUGGCCUAACGUGGCGGCUUGGUGGAAGUGUGUUUGUUUUUUUUUGUUUUUAUAAAUGUCUUGAAAGGCCAAAGAUGUCAGGGAAUUUUCUCAAAGUAGGACUUGAAAUAUGACCAAAUUUGGAAUUACACGGUUUUUGUGCCAUACAAAUAUUCUAUUUUCAUAAAUUGACUGGAAACAUAAGUUCACACAAACAUUCCACAAACCAAAGACCAACAAUUAGUCAAAACAGAGACAAGUGUACUUGAAUAAACAAAACUAAAGAGUGCUACUCCUCAGUUUGCCUCCAUUUGUGCCUUUAAUUAGAAUGAACAUCCAUUCUAGAUGAGUGAAGGACCGAAUACAGCUGUGCAACAAAGCCUGAUGCCUUUGAUCAUGUGAAUCAUGAAGUUUCUUAAUAAAUCCUAAUGAGUCCAAGAAGACUAAA
Monopterus albus (swamp eel) is the source of this 1939-nucleotide messenger RNA. Its product is annotated as fructose-1,6-bisphosphatase 1-like. The record is from RefSeq and is a predicted model, not a curated record. The coding region runs from base 468 to 1484 and encodes 338 amino acids. Gene Ontology annotation, molecular function: fructose 1,6-bisphosphate 1-phosphatase activity. Gene Ontology annotation, biological process: gluconeogenesis; fructose metabolic process; fructose 1,6-bisphosphate metabolic process. Gene Ontology annotation, cellular component: cytosol; cytoplasm. Lineage: Eukaryota; Metazoa; Chordata; Actinopteri; Synbranchiformes; Synbranchidae. The transcript is spliced from 7 exons.